AAAGUACAAUCAUUUGACCAAAUUUUAGGAAAAUAUUUGGAAAGAACGAAUUCCAGACUAACAGAAGCCGAAAGCAUUUCCUUAAAGUUGUGGGGUGUAGUCUAAAGAGGGCCAAAGUGCCGCAGAAGCUGUCGGGAUAUGCUCCUGGUACUAGGUGUAUACUCAGCGCAAGGUGCAGGGGAAGGAAUUUGAAUGGAUGUUGAAAAGAGAAGACUUGGUUGGUUCUCCAUCAUUGCUGCCCUGGUUAUUCUGGCCAUAGCAGCGGAGAAAUGCAGGCAACUAGUUGGAGAUGAUUCUGUGUCAAAAAGUGGAAAGUUCGUAUGGCUCAAUUGCUUUGACAUGAGCUCUGGAACAUUGGCCUGUUUGGCAAAAGAAGGAGGAAAAUUAUAUGUAUACAAUUUGAGAGCAGGUCAUGUAGAAAGGGAAAGGAGAAAAGCCAUUGAAAUUGCCUUGAGGGAAGCUAUAACUGGAGGUUUAAGUGUUGAAGUAGCCUCAAAGCAGGCACAGCAGGCAGGAGUGAAAGCAGCAAAGUUGGCAAGCAAGAAAGCCAAGCGUAUUACUGGGCCAAUUAUGGCUGCAGGAUGGGACUUUUUUGAAGCUUUGUACUAUGGUGGCACGAUCAUUGAAGGAUUCCUUAGAGGUAUUGGAACUCUUUUUGGAACUUAUGGUGGUGGUUUUUAUGGGGAGCAGAGACUUGGCCGUGUAGGCUAUCUGAUUGGCAGUCACGUGGGAAAUUGGUUUGGAGGAAGAGUUGGGCUUAUGGUUUAUGAUGUGAUUAAUGGAGUGCAAUAUUUGUUGUACACCGCAUCAAGUGUUGCUUCAGAUGUACUCAGUGGUGAGAUUAUCAAUGAUAGUUCUGAGACAUCAUAUCAGAGUCCAGAAACAUUUGAAGAGAUUCCAGAGACAAUGAAAGAUAUGUAUGAGAGUGAAAGCAUAGGUGAGAAUCAAGAAGAGAUUCCAGAGACAACGAGAGAUAUGUAUGAGAGUGAAAGCAUGGGUGAGAAUCAAGAAACUGACUAUGAGGAUGCUCUUGAAGUAUGAUUUCUUUCAUGUCAAAAACAAACGCUGAGGAAGAUGAUUGAAUAGGCCUAGGGUAGUCUCAAAAUCUAGGAGCUGUGACCAAUGGCAAUUAAUACCUUGCCAAGAGAAGCAAUGGCUGUUUUUAAGUUCUAUAAAAUGUUCUAACUGAUUUGUUUUUAGCUAGUGGAAAGCAUAUGUUGUCAAUUUCAACUCAAAAAGAUGGUAUACCAGUUUGUAGUUGUAUAAUUCUCCUAGAUGUAUGGUUUGCAGUGCUUUACUUGUCAUGAUUUGCGUGGUCAAUCAUGCAGAAGAUGUGCUCUAACUGAAUUGUGAAUUGAAAAUUAUUCUGACAAUUUUUUAUGGUUUGAUAACUCGAUAACAAUAAUCUGAAAAUACCAGUUUGUUUAUUUCUUUUAA
Messenger RNA from Cryptomeria japonica (Japanese cedar), 1437 nucleotides. RefSeq lists its product as uncharacterized. The transcript has 2 exons. Lineage: Eukaryota; Viridiplantae; Streptophyta; Pinopsida; Cupressales; Cupressaceae. The record is from RefSeq and is a predicted model, not a curated record. Bases 193 to 1041 code for a protein of 282 amino acids.